GGCAUUUCGAGUCGGAGGACGAUGGUCGUGGAGGUCCAGCGCAAGCUCACGGUGCUCGGGUACCCAGGCGUCGGCAAGUCGUCGCUCACCACGUGCUUCGUCGAGAACCGCUUCGUCGAGAACUACGACCCGACGAUCGAGAACACAUUCCACAAGACGAUCCGCUUCAAGCACGCCCACUUUGUCACCGACAUCGUCGACACCGCAGGCAUGGACGAGUACUCGCACUUCUCGCAGGCCGCGUCCGUCGGCGUCCAUGGCUACAUCCUUGUCUACUCGAUCACGUCGCGGACGUCGUUUGAGAAGCUCAAGCUCAUCAAUGAGAAGCUCAUCAACAUGCUCGGGUCCGAGCCGCCGCGCGUGCUCAUUGGGAGCAUGUCGGACCUCGAUCGCAACCGCCAAGUGUCGACGGACGAGGCGCAGGCCAUUGCGCGCGCCUGGGGCUGCCCGUUCACCGAGUGUUCGGCCAAGCAAAACGAAAACAUCAAUGAAGUCUUUACGUACUUGAUCAAGGAGAUCGAGCGCGACUCGGGGCUCCUCGCCGUCGACGGCGAACCCAACUGCGUCAUCUUGUAGUGCAACCGCCCUUUUUUCUGCUUUUCUUCUUCUCAACGCCAUGUG
This is a messenger RNA of Saprolegnia parasitica CBS 223.65, 621 nucleotides long. RefSeq lists its product as hypothetical. Gene Ontology annotation, cellular component: plasma membrane. Gene Ontology annotation, molecular function: GTP binding; GTPase activity; GDP binding. The transcript is spliced from 3 exons. Gene Ontology annotation, biological process: small GTPase-mediated signal transduction. Bases 22 to 576 code for a protein of 184 amino acids. Lineage: Eukaryota; Oomycota; Saprolegniomycetes; Saprolegniales; Saprolegniaceae. The record is from RefSeq and is a predicted model, not a curated record.